Fonsecaea erecta is the source of this 1575-nucleotide messenger RNA. RefSeq lists its product as hypothetical. Bases 1 to 1575 code for a protein of 524 amino acids. Lineage: Eukaryota; Fungi; Ascomycota; Eurotiomycetes; Chaetothyriales; Herpotrichiellaceae. The record is from RefSeq and is a predicted model, not a curated record. The transcript has a single exon.
AUGUUGAUGUGCGAGAUUUACAGCAAAGCGGAUCAGACUUUGGUUUGGCUUGGAGACUUUCCCGGCCAGUCAAGUGCAUUUGACUUUGUGGAGGACAUUCUGGAAGCAUACGAGUCGGUUCUCGAGAAAGAUACUCCGGUAGUGGUAAAGGACGGUUCCUCUCUGUCGCGCCUGCUCGACAUGCUAGAAGAACCACUCCCAGAGCACGAUCUCUCGGCCAGGCAUGCCUACCAAGCUCGCCUUAUGGAGCUCUUCAUUUCGACCGAGGUUUUUAACAUGCCAAUUCAGCAAACUACUGGCGCUCUCGCUCGUUUGAUCUACACGGCCGAUGGGAUGAGAAAAUUUCGGGCAUUCACGAGCCUUCAGGAUUGCCAGUAUUGGCAAAGAAGUUGGGUUUGGCAAGAGAUGACUUUGUCCAUGGAGCCUAUUCUUGUGUGUGGCUCCAAGAGAACACCUCUGGCCGAUUACAUUUCCGCUUUCAGGAUACUUUCUGCUUGCUUCAACUCGAAGGAUUUCCCAAGACUGAAGGCUGAAAUACCCGACGAACUUCGGAUUUCACAGAGCCAGAUGUGGGUAGAUCAGAAGCCUAUGGUAUUGCAUAUGAUUCGAGAGGUCUGGUGGAAUUCGUCUCUCACCCUUCGUCAAGUUUUGACCUUCUCUCGACAACUUGAGUCAACAGACCCACGAGACAAGAUCUACGGCAUGCUGAGCAUGGUCUCCGAAGCAUAUUACAUUACUCCUGACUAUAGGGCCAGCAUGACACCAAACAGGUUAUUCCUACUUGCAACUAUUAGAAGUAUUCUUGUCGACGGUGAUCUCGAUAUCUUAAGUGACGGCCAAGAGACGAAUCGUUUAUCCACGUCCCAACACGACUUACCAAGCUGGGUGCCAGACUUCUCGGUAGUCAAUCAUCGCAAGCCAUUGAUACCAGCAAUACCUCCUGAAAAGGAGAAAUUAUCGAUGUUUCGCGCUACAUCAAACACAAGACCACAUGCAUCUUUUGCUUCGAACAAGCUGGGGCUCCCGACGGUUCUUCGACUUACCGGAAUUUUCUUGGGAAACCCUUUUCACGCAAAAGACUUAGGUGCAGUCAGCGGUAAAGGUGCGAUACAAAAAUGGAUCGACUUCUUAAUCCAACAUCGUCCAGAUGCCACGGAGGUUUGCUUGCCAAAGAGCCCAGACGAGUCCGUCAUGCAAUCUUGCUUUAGAAGCGCCAUGUUCGGGAUGGAGUUGUACGAGUUUGCCCCAUUCAUUGGCCAAGAUGCCACCCUUGAUACCAAUUUCGUCAGGCAGUCUGUCGUCGUGGACAUGGUCGGCAAAAACAUGGCACAGCUUGAAGAGCUACCGGAAUGGCGAUUCUUCUUCAUGGGAGCUGACGAUAUCAUGGGUAUGGUUCCGGCAAAGACUGCGCCAAGUCAUAGAAUAGUCUUUUUCCUUGGAUCCAAAGUACCACAUGUGGUCAGACCAAGUGCUGCCGGAUACGAACUGGUCGGUCCAUGCUAUGUACACGGGUACAUGCACGGGCAUAUUUUAGACGAGCAAAAAGUUGUCCGACAAGAAUUCGACAUCUACUAG